Messenger RNA from Magnusiomyces paraingens, 741 nucleotides. RefSeq lists its product as uncharacterized. Gene Ontology annotation, cellular component: mitochondrion. The transcript has a single exon. NCBI's taxonomy places the organism in Eukaryota, Fungi, Ascomycota, Dipodascomycetes, Dipodascales, Dipodascaceae. The record is from RefSeq and is a predicted model, not a curated record. The coding region runs from base 1 to 741 and encodes 246 amino acids. Gene Ontology annotation, molecular function: protein-folding chaperone binding; ATPase activator activity. Gene Ontology annotation, biological process: [2Fe-2S] cluster assembly; protein complex oligomerization.
AUGACAAUUUUAAGACCAUCGAAUAUUAUGAACAGAACCGGUUUAUUUACCUAUCGAAGGGUCACAUUGGCCAUCGUUAACAUUUCUCCUUGUUUUAAACCACUUCAUUUACCAUGCCACCGUUUGAAUUCAACAAAAUCUAAAGCUCAAACAUAUUAUUCACUUUUCCCUAAGACAUUUCCAAAUGGGCCACCACCUUCUGGACCGUUUAAAGUACCAGUCAAUGCUCUUCGCAAGGAAUAUCUACAACUACAGGCUACCGCGCAUCCAGAUAGACUAGGACCGACUGCCACUGAUGAACAACGCACAAAAGCCGAAAAUCGCUCAGCUCAAUUAAGUGUAGCAUAUCAUACAUUACUAUCUCCGUUAAGACGCGCACAGCACAUAGUUGCUUGUCGGGAAGGAAUUGCAGAUCCUUUAUCUGAAGAUGCAGGUCGAUCUCAACAAGAAGCAGCUGAAGCUCGAGCCGAAAAAGAGGUUGAUAGCUCCAGUAUAAUUACCGACGAAGACUUUUUGAUGGACGUUUUAAUGGCUCGUGAGGCUGCAGAUGAAGUUUCUUCGCCAGAAGAACUAAAGGCGCUAGUUGAAGAAAAUAAACAGCGUAUGUCUAUCAUUGAAGAGGAAUUAGAUCUUGCAUUUAAGUCGGAUGAUUUAAGUCUGGCUACUGAACUGACUAGGAAGCUAAGCUACUGGGCAGGUAUUGAUCGUCAACUGCAAGAUGUUUCUGAACAAUUUGAAUAA